This is a messenger RNA of Dendrobium catenatum, 765 nucleotides long. RefSeq lists its product as uncharacterized. NCBI's taxonomy places the organism in Eukaryota, Viridiplantae, Streptophyta, Magnoliopsida, Asparagales, Orchidaceae. The transcript has a single exon. The coding region runs from base 1 to 765 and encodes 254 amino acids. The record is from RefSeq and is a predicted model, not a curated record.
AUGAACACUCCCCUUUUACCAAUAGCCCCUGCACCCUCACCUUCCACUUCCACCAUCAUCGCCCGCCUCACCUUCUUUCUCGUCCUCGCCGCCACCUCCCUCUGGGCCAACCACCAAUCCUCCAAUCUCCCCUUCUCCAUCUCGGUCCCCACCAACUCUCCCUCUCGCCGCUUCGACCUCCUCUUCGCCUCCAAUGGCCGCGCGUCCGCCGCCAUCUUUCGAGCCGCCUCACUCAUCGACUCCAUCCUCUUCCCCAACCCCCUUCUGUACCCACGCAAACCCGUCCGCCAAAUCUCGCUCCAGUUAUCCCCCUGCAACAUCUCCUCUGUUUCCUUCGAUUCCACUGCCGAAAGCUUCACCAUUUUCCUCAGCGCUGAUAUCGCCGCGGAGGCGCUGGCCGCCGCGGUGACGAAAGGGGUGGCGCGGGUUCUGCUAUGGGACGGCGGAGGCGAGGCGCCGAGUGAGAUGAUUGAGGCGUUGGGAAAUUAUUUGAGCGCGGCGGUUGCUGGAGAUUCGUUGGUAUUGAGGGAGACUGGGAGAGAGGAGGGAAAGUGUUUGGGGGAGGCGGGGUUUGUGGAGUAUUGUGAAAGGCAGAUGCCGGGGUUUGUUGCGAGGCUGAAUAAGGGAAUGAGGGACAGGUGGAGUGAAGAGAUGGUGGAUGAUGCGUUGGGUUUUCCGGCCACGAGAGCGUGCGCGGAGUUUCGCCGGCGGCGAGGUGGGGCCGGCGAAAUGGGAGGAGGACGAAGUUGGGCGGCUUCUGAUUAA